AUGAAACAAAUUCUAAGUAAAACAGAUUUUAAAGUAUUUAAAACUGGUAAAAUUGUAAUUUUGUAAUGAUACUCUUGAUUAAUUAAACAAAUAUAUUAGUCUUACGAUAUACAUUUAGUAGAAAUCUUGCAAGAAAAAUUCUUUAGAUUUAUCCUUUGUAAGUUUUAUAUAUAUAUAUAUAUAUUUAUUGUUUCCCAUUUCUCAAAGUACAAAUUAUUUAUUCGAAAAAUUUCAGAAUGUUUUCGCUGGUUUCCGGUUGUCGUUACAUGUAAAGGGAUCGUUACGCAAAAUGCGUAUACAUCCCAGAGCAGAGAGUAAUUUCUCGUAAAGCAAGAAUUAAUUGAACAGAUUAAAAAGAAUGCUUGAGAUAUAUUACACGACUUAAUUAGUUACGUUUUUGUGUAACAAUUAUGUUAUAGUUAUAGUUGGGAAUCACAUAUCACAAUUAAAUGCAAUCUGUGGUGAAAAUAACUGGCAACAGUGUCGAAACUUUCUUCUCGAUGUAAACAUAACCUGUACAAUAUGGUCUUCCACGAUUUUAUUCAUAAUAGUACGUUUAUUUGUGAUAAUACGUUUCGUCAUGGUGAUAACUCCAUUUCGAUCACUGGUUCUCUGUGGUGAAAGUAGGCAAGAAAUGGAAGAUUGGUUGAAUGCACUAAGAACAGUAACAAAGAAUCGUUCCCAGAUAGAUUCUGGAAUUGCAGAAAUGCUUAGUGGCAAUCAUCAUUGGUAUGCAACAAGUCAUGCGAGACCAACGUAUUGUAAUGUUUGCAGGGAUGCUCUUUAUGGUGUUACUUCUCAUGGUUUAAGUUGUGAAAUAUGUAAAUAUAAAAUUCAUAAACGAUGUAGCAUAAAAGCAAUAAAUAAUUGCAAAUGGACCACAUUGGCAUCUAUUGGCAAGGACAUUAUUGAGGACCAAGAUGGGGCUUCAAGAUUGGAGAUGUUUAUGGUGUAGAGCUACAGUACAUACAGCUUGUAGACCUGCCAUAAGUGUUAAGUGUCCAUUAGGACCAGUUAAAUUGAGUGUAGUUCCUCCUACAGCACUGCAUAGUAUAGGUAGUGAUGAAGCUUGGGAAGCUACAAGACCUACUGGAUGCAGCCCACUUUUAGUAUUUGUAAAUAGUAAAUCUGGUGACAAUCAAGGUAUUAAAUUUCUUAGAAGAUUUAAACAAUUAUUAAAUCCAGCACAAGUAUUUGAUCUUAUAAAAGGAGGACCAGGACCAGGGUUAAGAUUAUUUCGUCACUUUGAUCCAUUUCGUAUUUUGGUAUGCAGUGGAGAUGGAUCUGUUGGUUGGGUUCUUUCUGAAAUUGAUCGCCUUGGAAUGCAUAAGCAGUGUCAAGUUGGAGUUCUACCAUUGGGAACUGGAAAUGAUCUGGCUCGUGUAUUGGGUUGGGGAUCUUCUUGUGAUGACGAUGCUCAUUUACCCCAGUUGUUAGAAAAAUAUGAAAAAGCAGGCACAAAAAUGCUUGAUCGAUGGAGUAUUAUGACUUUUGAACGUAGCAUAUCUUUGCCAUGUCCUAAAAGUGCUUUAAGUCAGUCUAACACUACAUUAAAAUCUAGUAUUACUCAUCAAUAUGAGGAUAAUGUUAUUAGUCAUAUAACAAACAUUUUGGAAUCAGAUCAAGAAAAUGUAGUUUUAUCUAGUAUUAAAAUUUUAUGUAACACAGUAAAAGAUUUUGCAACAUAUAUAAUGGAAAAUAUAAACUCAGAGGACCAACAUGUGGAAGAAAAGUGUAAGAUACUUCAACAAAAACUUGAUUUGUUUUUAGAAAUAUUGUGUAAAGAAGAAGGAUAUCUAAAUGAGAAUUUAGAUGAUGCAGACAACAUUACUUUAACUACUGAAAAUUCUGUUUCACCUGAUAUUUGUGAAAAAGGAGUAUUAGAGAAACCGGAAAAAGAUAUAACAAAUUUGAAAAAAGUUCAAAAAAAGAGACAACUCAUAGAAAAAGAAACAGUAAUGUCAAGGGCAAAUAGUUUAAAAAGAAUUGUAAGAAAAAUUGUGGAAUAUUCUCAAUUGAUUACGGAUGAUCAGAUUAACAUAAAUACAAAAGAUGCUACUAAAGUAGGAAAUAGUUCACUAGACGACGAUACUAUAAUAAAUUCAAUAUCAAAUAAAAGACAGCAGCUGGAUAUUCCUGGUUUAAGAGUGGACCAUGUUGAUAAUUUAUCUGUAGGACCAUUAAUAGAAUCUGUAAAAAGCACAGAUAAUUCAACGUGUACUAGUCCAACGCCUAAUGUAGCAUCUCUGAGUCCAAUACCUGAUCUUAGAAGAGAUUCUCAACCUGAAGAAUUAUUAACAUUACCUGCACCUGAUGGUUUUGCUGAUAGUAGACGAAAUAGUGAAAAUUUGCAAAGUUCAUUUAACUUUCAUAUGUCUAUGGACAAUGAACAAGAAGCAGAAACACCAGAAUCUAAUGAUCAACAAAUAUCUGAUUCUAAUAACGUAGAAAUUUCUUCAGAUUUUCAAGUUAGUGUUACAAGAACUACUUUUGAUACAAGUUCACCUUCCGAAGAUGGAACUACACAAGACAUUUCUUCUGAAAUAGAUUCAAUCCAAUCACCAAUACAUGAAAAUAAAGCUAAGAUGGAAACAAUUAAAGGAUAUAUAAGUAGUGAUGCAUUUGAUUCUGAAAUUAGACAUAUUGAUUCUCCUGAUAAUUCAGAAAUGGUCACUAGUGAAAUACAAAAUUCUGAAAGUUUAAUGGGACAAGAUUUAACUAGUAUAAUAAAUGGAGAAGAAUAUGAUUCUGUAAGAGAGUAUUUAGAAAAUGAAUUAGAAAAUACUGAUCUUACAAAUGAAAUUGCUAAACGAUCAUUUAAAAGAUCAACAAAAAGUUCUUCUGUUAUAGAAAUAGAGAAUAAAAUUAAAUACAAAGUGGGAUCAACGGGACAGAAUGUAAACGAAGCGAAUAAGUUUAAAGAUUCUCACGAUGCCAAAGCAUCUGAUUUACUAAGUCCCGUAUGUUGCUUUACUGUAUCUUCGGAUGCAACUCCAACAAACGAAAAACAUAAUAACUUUCCACCUACAAUAAGUGUUAUCAUUAAUCCUCCCAGCCCAUCAAUGUCAAUUGAAAGUCAACACGAUUCAGAUGUAGAAUAUAAAAUGAAUCCUUAUUUAAGACGACACACUUGUGAAAUAAGUGUAGAGCUACCGGAAUCGGGUUUUUCUCCUCAAGCAACUCGUCGAAUUAGCAGUGGAAGUUUGUUAAAAGCAUCAGAGGUUGUUUCUUUGGCUGCUACAGCUGCGAGAUUUGGUGGUUCCAAUAUUAGUGGUGGAACAGGACUUAUUAGUCAAGCAUUACUUGCAAAUGCAGAUGCACUUUGUGCUGCAGUAUCACCAUUAAUGGAUCCUGAUGAAACAUUAAUGGAAGGUUAUUUUGAACGUUGUGUCAUGAAUAAUUAUUUUGGAAUUGGCAUAGAUGCAAAAAUUAGUCUUGAUUUUCAUCAUAAGAGAGAAGAACAUCCUGAAAAAUGUCGAUCGCGGGCAAAGAAUUACAUGUGGUAUGGUGUAUUAGGAUCUAAACAAUGGUUACAAAAAACAUAUAAAAAUCUUGAACAAAGAGUACAUUUCAUGGGUGGUACAAAUUUUUGGGGAGGCACAAAAGAAGGAGAUUUGUUUUUAGCACCUUCAUUUGAUGAUCGUAUAUUAGAAGUUGUAGCUGUGUUUGGUUCUGUUCAAAUGGCUGCAUCACGAUUAAUUAAUUUACAACAUCACAGAAUUGCGCAAUGUCAAACAGUUCAAAUUAAUAUUUUGGGUGAUGAGGGAGUACCCAUACAAGUUGAUGGUGAAGCUUGGAUUCAACCUCCUGGCAUUAUACGUAUUAUACAUAAAAAUCGUAUGCAAAUGCUUUACAGAAAUAGGGCACUUGAAACAUCUUUAAAAACAUGGGAGGAAAAACAACGCAAUACACUCAAUGCAAUAUCUCAGUCAGUAUCUACUUUAAGCAAUACACCAUUGCAAUCACAACCUAAAUCUUUACAAACACAUAAUAAACCAUCAUUUUUAAAUGAUGAUGAAAUGUAUAUUCUGCUGGGAUUUAUCGAAGUGGUUACAACUUUAGUCAAAUGGGUCAAACUUCUCAUUAUAUCACAUCCUAGUUUGGAACCAGAUUUGUACCAAGUUGCAGCACGAACAGCGCAAGCUCUUGAACAAGUUCACCCAGAUGGGAAAAUUUUACAAGGAAAAUUACGGGAAGAUUUAGAAAAUAAACUAUCAUUUUCUUUGGCCAGUAUGGAACAAGAAUUAAAAAAAUUUACAUUUGAUGAAGGAGGUACAGGAUUAGUAUAUUUGCAAAACUUACCAUCAGAUGAACAGGGAGAUAAAAAGAAUCGUCAUAGAGGUUUAUUCUGGUUAAAGUUUCGACGAUCAGGAGUUAAUUCUGGAACAAAUCCCAUACGAGAUCAAGUUACUACAUGGGGUGUACAAGAAGUGUGUUCCUGGCUGGAGAAUUUACAAUUAGGUGAAUAUACUGAUAAAUUUGUUUCCCAUGAUAUACGAGGUAGAGAAUUAUUAUCAUUAGCUCGUAGAGAUCUCAAAGAACUUGGUAUUACUAAAGUAGGACAUGUUAAACGAAUCUUACAGGCUAUCAAUGAUUUAAAUAAUUAGUCAUAACUAAUUUAAAUAUUUAAAAGUAUAAAAUAUACAAUCAAUAAAAUAAUCUGUUAUGCCAGUUAAUAAUUAUUCAGAUAUUGUAAAAUGUAGGUUUUGAAUAUAUAGAUCAUUUAAAAAGUAGGACAAGGAUCGAAUCCUUAUAUUAUGAUUAAAAAUUUUAUGUAAUACAAAUAUAACAUAAAUAUUCUAAUAAAAAGGGCACUUAGUGUGACACAGCAGUGUUAUAAGAAAAUUAUUUUCUACACUGCUGUACAUGAUAAAAUAAUGUUAUUUGUGCCAAACUGGUUCUAUGUCAAAAGACAAAUGAUUAUAUAGAAAUUAUAAGAAAAACUUUUUAUCCUUUAAAAAUACAAAUAUGUUAUAGUCAUGUCUAAAAGAUAUAUUUUAAUGCAAUUCCUAUUACAAAAUAUUGUUAGACAUGAGCAUAGCAUC
Molecule: messenger RNA, 5045 nt
Organism: Heterotrigona itama
Lineage: Eukaryota; Metazoa; Arthropoda; Insecta; Hymenoptera; Apidae
Source: the annotation of a GenBank genome assembly